AUGAGAAUGGAGAAGCCACCAAUCCAUGGUACUGCAACUGAUUGCAAACCACUAACCACUUUUGUUCAGACAAACUCAGAUGCAUUCAGGGAAGUAGUACAAAGAUUAACAGGUCCCUCAGAGGCUACAACACCAAAAGAAGUAGAAACAACAAAGGUUGCAAGUGUGAAAAGGACAACAUCAAAACUCCAUGAGAGAAGGAAAUGCAUGAAGCCCAAACUUGAGAUUGUUAAACCCAGUUUUCAUUAUAAAUCAUCAGGUGCAUGUUUGUCACCCUCUAAGUCAAGAAGUUCUAGCUUUCCUCCAAGCCCUGGAUCAGGGAGUUCAAGUCUUCUUCCAAGCCCCACCACCCCUUCAACACUGUUCUCUCAGUUAACUAUUCUAGAAGAUGAAAAGAAAGAAGAUUCCUUAAUGCCUCAAAUAAACACAGAAGAAGAAGAGAAAGCUAUCAAAGAGAGGAGAUUUUAUUUGCAUCCUUCCCCAAGGUCUAGACCAGGUUACACUGAGCCUGAGUUGCUUAUUUUGUUUCCUCUGGCAUCUCCCAAUGCAAAUGAGAAAGUAUAG
Molecule: messenger RNA, 564 nt
Organism: Abrus precatorius (Indian licorice)
Lineage: Eukaryota; Viridiplantae; Streptophyta; Magnoliopsida; Fabales; Fabaceae
Product: VQ motif-containing protein 31
Exons: 1
Coding region: 1-564 (187 amino acids)
Source: RefSeq, a predicted model, not a curated record